Messenger RNA from Pomacea canaliculata, 4062 nucleotides. RefSeq lists its product as uncharacterized. The transcript is spliced from 2 exons. The record is from RefSeq and is a predicted model, not a curated record. Gene Ontology annotation, cellular component: chromatin; nucleoplasm. Gene Ontology annotation, biological process: positive regulation of DNA-templated transcription. Gene Ontology annotation, molecular function: ubiquitin-protein transferase activity. NCBI's taxonomy places the organism in Eukaryota, Metazoa, Mollusca, Gastropoda, Architaenioglossa, Ampullariidae. Bases 1718 to 3394 code for a protein of 558 amino acids.
GUGAUUGGUGGCAGGGAACUGGGUCAGCCACACUACACACGACACAGAGCAUAUUUGUGUUGACAGUUCGCGAGCAGUAGAGUACUUCCGGCUGUUCCAGCGCGAGGCAGCUCAAAUUAUGAUCUUAAAUUUAAACGGAAGAGCUGUUUGAAAUGAGUACAAGGAAAUUCAAGACAUCGAGAAGUUGUGCACUUAUGGACAGUCACUCAUUGUGUCUACAGCCUCGGAUCAUACUACACCACUGACCUGACGAUAUUCGAAGAUAAGAAACAUGUCCGGAGAAGACUGACGGCCACGACCAUGAAUAGCAGUGCCGAAGGCGUGCAAGUGAGCACUCCCAAAGAUUAUCUCUACAGCAAGGUCAAGCCCAAGCAUCUCCGGAACUCUCUUCUAGAGGAGCAUGGGAAGAGCGACAGGGAGCGCGAACAAGGAGGGAGAAACGUCAGCGAGAAAACCCGGCCCCCAAAGCCACAGAGGACGCUUUCUCGACAGAACAGCAUGUCAGAUUCCGGGAGGCAACCCGAGGAGGCUGAGACGCAGCAUCGCAACGACACCGAAAUCAGCCGCAAGAAAACAGGGCCACCAGUCUUAGACAGCAACGAGAGGAGUCGGGAAGACAGCAAAGUCCCGUUCUCACAGACACUACCUUUCAAGGUAGGAGGUGGGACAGCUGGCUUUAGAGAGAACGGUCAGUUUACAGGGGCCACGUGGCUUGAUGGUGGUGCGGCCACUUUCCGUGGCGGAGAUAAUCCGCCGAGAGCCACGUCACUCCGCGUGGGCAAGCUAGACAGUCAUUCACUCAGCAGUGAAAAAAUUGACUGGUGCCCGCCAGUUUUGAGGGAAACAGUCGCUCACUGUUCAAAUUCGAGAGCACACGAAUAUGAUUCGGAGAGUCACGAUAAGAGCAGGCCAGGCUCAUCAGUGGCGUCAGUCAAAGAAAACGCGAUGCGCUUGGAAGAAGGCGGGAUUUUAGCGCACCCCACCGCCAUUUCUUCCGACGAACUGUCAAAGUUAGCGAGUAGCGGGCGAUGGAUGUGUGAUGCCAGCGGAGUUAAGGGUGACAAAUAUGAGAUCGACAAGGAAACGACGAGCGUGCCCGCACUGGACGACCCACACCUGAUAGGCUCUCUUUCAUUGGACGCCAGUGACGAUGUGUCCACAGAGCGUUCUUCCAGCCCCGUGCCUGCACCUGCAGACGAGUCGAUUACGUGUGAACUUGACAGCAUCGAUGUUCUCCAGACCUGCGCAUUCUGCCAGCAGCACUGCUCAGACUUGAAACUUUUGCUCUGUUUUCAUACACUGUGCUCGGAGUGUGCGGCGCCCAUAGACGCGGACGGGUCUGUGGUUAUCGUCUGCCGUCUGUGCAACCAAUCACAUGUUUUUCCGCGAGAAGGUGUCAUCGCCUGGAAAGACUUGUAUCCGGGGCUGCUGAAUCAGUAUUGCGUUCGUCCGCAACUGUCAGACAGCAAUAACUUAUCGACGAUAGAAGACGGUGGGUCGUUACACAAAAGGCGACGAAACGACGUCAACCAAGGACGCAGAAGAAGUCUCGCUCGUGCCACCCGCGGACAUCUCUGUUUUGGUGAGCUCCCAAAGCGGACAGCGGCAAGUCAGCGCCUCCGCGGACUUACCGUGCGCUGGAGCCGAUGAGGCAGACGGAGGUGAGCAGCAGCAGUGUGGCGCGUGCAAGGCAAACGCAGAGGCGCAGUUCCUCUGCAUGAUCUGCGGCGUGCUUAUGUGCAAGGCGUGCCGAACGGCGCACGAGAACCUGCCAGUGACACGAUGCCACGAGGUAGUGCACGUCCCGUCCGGUGGGCCCUCGCCGCUGAAACUACUAGAGAGCUUUCAGCCAUCCUGCGCACAUCACGGCCGCGACCUGGCCUAUGCCUGCGCAACAUGCGGAGUUUUCGCCUGCCACUGUUGCCUGAUGCCCUCGCACGUGGAGCAUGAGGUGGUAGACCUGACCAGCCUGCGGCAGAGCAAGAGAAAGGCCUGCAGCACAUUGCAGCGCGCCCUGAAGCAGCACGCUCUUUCCGUCAAGUCCACUCGUCGACGGCUAGAGGAGCGCUUGGCCCGCACCAGCCAAAACUGCCGGGCACUGUGCGAUGCCAUUCAAGCAUGUGCCAGCCAUAACAUCGAUCAGAUCGCGACGCGGGCCUCAGAAAUGAAGAAAAGCGUGCGCCUAGUGCUGAAAGCACGCAAGGAAGGGCUGGAGAAGGACUUGCUGCAGCUGCAGCAGGUGGAACGCAAUGGCAACCGCCUGCGCUGCGUUUUGACCGCCGUAACGCAAAAGACUCCGCACCUGACAAGCCUGACGCUGCUGCACACAUGCCAGGCCAAGUUUGAAGCACUUCAGCAGCAGCGGCCGUUGCAGGGCGAGGACUUCGACAGCUUGGCCUUCUGCAAGAACCUUCGCAUGGAGGCAGAGCUUCUGGGCGAGUCAUUUGGCAGUGUCCGGCAUGUGCGUCAGGCGCUGUCCGAGAAGGUCGUGUCCCUCGUGCGCGUCUUUCAGACCCACACCAAACUGAGCGACUUGGCGAUAACGCCGUACGGCGAGAUCGUGUGUGUUUCGCGCUUCUGCGCCACCUGCCACGUGUGGGACGAGCAGGGCGUGCUGCUGCUGGUGGACGCUAGCCUUCACGUGAACCAGCCCACUUGCGUGGAGGUCACACCUGAUGGGGUCAUCGUUGUCCUGGAUGUCUCCAGCAAUGGCGAGAACCAGAGCACCAGCGCGUGCUUGAAGUUUCUUUCGCCUUCCGGCUCCUUCUUAUCGCAGAUAGGCUUGUCCUGCGAUCCCGACCGUACGUGGUUUCACGUUCCGGACAGCACGAGGGUGCUUAUCAGCGACGGGGCCAACCGAAAGGUCACGAUGGUGGGGCUGAACCGGAAGAACCGGAGCCUGUCGUGCGUCUUGCACACAGUUGAAGACGAGGUCCUGCUGUCAUGCCCCCGGCACGUGGCUAUGACUAUCACCGAGGACUUGCUGGUCAGCGACGGGGGCACGACUUUAAGAGUGAUCUCUCCUGGCGGCCACAUCAACACGUUACUGACGGAGGACGAGCCCUUCAUGGCGCUGGUAGAGAGCGACGGCACUGCACAGCGCGCUCUAAUCAGCGUCUGCUGCGACCGCCACGGUCGUGUACUAGCCGCGGACAGCAGCAAAUGCGGUCUUUACGUCAUCACCGGUGCCGGCUGCCGUGAAGGCGAGCGGCACUUCGUGUCCCUACGCGAGGCAAGCUCCGCCUGCACGCGCCUGACCGCCAUGACGGUUUGCAGGCGCCAGGGGCUCAUCUUUGUUGCCAUGGAGGACGGCCAGGUCAGCAUCCUCAGGCUGGGCAACAAUGAUGACAGCGACGACUCCGACGGUGAUAAUUACGUCAACCUUUGGGAAUAAUGACGAGUCGAUGGAGUAAGAGUAUUCUGCCUUAAAAACAACACUUUGGCAUUUAGACAUAAUGAAAAAAAAAAAAGCAGUACUACCAUUUUCUUUUAAACAUUGGGCAAUCUUUGUACUGAGUGACAGAUGUGCGUGUCCCAUUUCUGUGGGGGCGAGGAUUCGCGACAGCUUGGAAUGGCUACUGCAUUGGUAAGAAAAUGUUGAUUGGAAAGGAUGAUGUGACAACUGUUGCAUUUUGCAACAAAUGAGUAUUAAAAAACUGAAAGCUCACAAACAUUGGAUCUUGGAAAAUAAAAACUGUUAUUUGAAUUCUACACAGUGAACCCAUGGGAACCAAAAAUUAUGUGAUAGAGAUCCUAACUAGUGAUAUAUAGAGAUCCCAAAACAGUGAUUCACGAAAGCAAAGAUAACCUGUGCAGUGAUAGAAGCCCGGAUAGGGGUGGGUGGGUUGAGAGAAUCUGUCUUUCACUAUUUUAAUAUCCGCUUUUCGCUAAAAUAGCCAAGCGGGUAGAUAUGACAGCGAUGUAAAAGAUGACUUAUAGUUUGUUAAAAAAAAAUGUCAAGGGUGUGAAGCAUUCUCUUUUUGUCGCAGGAUAUUCUGUGACGCGCCAUCUUUACCUAACAAUAACCAUCGCACUUAUCCUACACUCCCUCCCCCCCCCCCC